This is a messenger RNA of Misgurnus anguillicaudatus (oriental weatherfish), 3404 nucleotides long. RefSeq names its product protein phosphatase with EF-hand domain 2a (gene ppef2a). Gene Ontology annotation, molecular function: phosphoprotein phosphatase activity; manganese ion binding; calcium ion binding. Lineage: Eukaryota; Metazoa; Chordata; Actinopteri; Cypriniformes; Cobitidae. The record is from RefSeq and is a predicted model, not a curated record. Gene Ontology annotation, biological process: detection of stimulus involved in sensory perception; negative regulation of MAPK cascade.
GUCAAGUCGCAUCAAGAUAUUACUGUAAUCCCUUCACUUAAUUCAGCUCCACAACAGACCAAUGUUAAGAACCAGAGAAACAACCACAAGCUGAAGAUCUCAGGAGCUUUAUGCACAAUCUCUUUAUUUUGAUGGAAAAUUUAGAUUUUUGAAUCGGACGUUGAGAUUCGAUAGAGAUAUGGGGACGCUUGGGACUGCUUUCUUUACAUCCUUCCAAGUUUCCAAAAGGUUUAUUUGCAUUUUUGUCAUUUGCAAUGACUAACUGGUGCACCAGUGGAAUAUGACAUGGGGGUGUUGAAGAAAUUAGGUUGAGGAUUUUUCAGGCCUUUUGGGAUUUUCUUGGUUAGAGAAAAAAGCCACCAGGAAAAGCUAUGGGGUGUGGGGUCACAAAAACAAGUGAAUUCAAUAAAAGAUUUAACAAAGAUGGAAAUGUCAUCCCAGCAAUAAGGGCCGCAGUAAUAAUCCAGCGUUGGUAUCGGCAGUACGUGUCCCGUAUGGAGGUGAGGCGCAGAUAUACCUGGAACAUCUUCCAGUCCAUGGAGUACUCAGACCUUCAAGAUCAGAUCAAAUUAUACAAUUUUCUGGGAUACCUGGUGGAUAACUUCACUCCAUCAAGCAGUGAAAGAAACCUGAUCUCACAUAUCUUCAGAGAGCACCAUGUAUGCCGAGACGCGGAGUGGGAGAGAUAUUUCAGCUACACUAAUAUCGAUGUGCCGGACAUUUACUCUGGUCCACGGUUGACCUUUCCACUAGACAUGGAUCAAGCUGCAAAUCUUGUAGAUGCCUUUAAAAACAAACAACAGCUUCAUUCUCGUUACGUCCUUCAGCUUCUUCUUGAAACGUGGAAGCUGCUUCGUGUUAUGCCAAACAUUAACCGAGUCUCCACAUGCCAUAGCAAAGAAAUCACAAUUUGUGGUGAUUUACAUGGACAGUUAGAGGACUUGCUACUCAUAUUUUACAAGAAUGGAAUGCCAUCAUUGGAAAAACCUUACAUCUUCAAUGGAGACUAUGUGGACCGAGGCAAAGAUUCAAUUGAGAUUCUUCUCACAUUGUUUGCGUUUUUACUUGUAUAUCCGGGAGAUGUUUAUCUUAAUCGAGGAAACCAUGAAGACCACAUUAUUAAUCUGAGGUAUGGCUUCACCAAAGAAGUGCUGAAGAAAUACAAGAUGCAUGGAAAGCGAAUCCUCAAGUUACUCCAGAAGAUCUUCAGCUGGUUGCCUUUAGUGACAGUGAUUGAUCACAGAGUGCUGGUGGUUCAUGGAGGAAUCUCAGACUCGACUGAUCUUGCUCUGAUAGCUCGAGUGGACAGGCACAAGUACGUCUCCGCCCUGAGACCUUCAAAGAAGACCAACACAUCACGCAGUUACCUGUAUGCACCCGCUGAGGUCUACGACGAGACGAUGAUCUGUAAAAACAGACGAGGUUCCAUGACGUUUCCCAAACCGUUCGGCUCUCGAGAUUGUUUCCAGAGACGCUCGCUGCAAAACUUCUCAGCUGCCAUCGUUCGGACCGUUGAGGAGGAGCUCGAGGUCCGUCGCAGACAAGCAAGUCUGUCCAGCUUCAGCAAGUCUCAUAACCUUCUAGCCUCGGCUCUCUCCUCCGAGUCUGAACCAGAAUCCUCCGAAUUCACAGACACCAACAUUGAUGAGUGGAAACAGAUUUUGGAUCUGUUAUGGAGUGACCCCAUGUCUCAGGACGGCUGUAUUCCCAAUGAGGUCCGUGGUGGAGGCUGUUACUGGGGUCCGGAUGUCACCGAAGACUUUCUGAAUAGACACAACCUCCAGCUGAUCAUCCGCUCACACGAGUGCAAGCAGGAUGGAUAUGAGUUCUGCCAUAAUCGUAAGGUCCUCACGCUCUUCUCAGCCUCUAACUACUAUGAAGUCGGCAGCAAUAGAGGAGCUUUCAUCAGACUCGGUCCUGAUCUCGUGCCUUACUUUGUUCAGUAUCAAGCCACACGUUUGACCCGUGGACUGAACUUUCCACAGAGUGUCAAAGGCUCAGAGCACACGGCUCUUAAAGUCCUGCGAGAGCAACUGUUUGCACACAAGUCUGAUUUAAUCAGUGCCUUUCAAGAGUUUGAUCAAGAAAACACAGGAUUGAUCUCUUUGGAUGACUGGGCCGAUGCUAUAGAGCGAGUCCUGCACUUGGAUCUUCCCUGGCGAGUUCUCCAUCCACAGUUAGUGUCCAACAGCACUGAUGAGACGCUUAAUUAUCAUGCCUGGUUCCGCGAUCUCGCCCUAAAAAAGCCCAGCUGUGAGCACAUUGAGCAGAAAUUGCUGGAGACUCUGUACAGACAUCGAUCCACAAUGGAGACCAUCUUCAGAAUAGUGGACACAGAUAAUUCAGGGUUUAUCACAUUGGAGGAUUUCCGUCAGACAUUGAAACUGCUCAGUGCCUAUCUAAAAAUGGAGAUUUCUGAUGAUGCCAUCAAUGAGUUGGUUGUCAACACAGACGCAAAUAAUGACGGUAACAUCGACAUUGAUGAGUUCAUGGAGGCUUUUCGGUUGGUGGACAAAAGCAGGCUUGAGAGAAGCAGAAGUCUGUUAAAGUUUAAGCAAGAAAACCAGGACCAACCUCAAGAGGAACAAACCCCACAGACUGCUGAAUCUCUGGAUCCACAUAUCACAGGUUCUUUAGAUCCACAAACUGCAGAUUGUUUGGAUUUAAAGACUGAUGUCAAUAAAAUUUCCUACACCACAAUAACUAUUGAUAAGUGACACUAUUGUAAAAUCUAGGCAUGGAUGAAGCUUCAUACCUACAGUGCUUAUAAACAGGAUACAAAUUUGGGAAAGGAUGUUUUUGGAUUGGCAGAUGUGCACUUUCAUAUGAAAUGUUUUGCCUAUACAAUUGAACAUACAUUAUGUAAUCAAAAUUAAUUUUUGUCUCCAAAAUGUUUUAAUAAUAACUAUGUUGUUACAGGAUCAGUUUAUGGCACCAAUGGACUGCCAUAGUAGAAAAAAAUACAAUGGAAGUUGAUGGGUGCCGUCAAAUCUUCAUUUAUUAAUAUAUCUUCAUUUUGUAAUAAUGUCUUUUAUUUCUGUAUAAGUGUGCUAAGCAGCCAUGUUUCCAGUAAAAUUUAUUUUAGUCAAAGAGGCGUGAUAAUAUUUGGCCUUGUGCUAUUACAAGAAACAAAUUUAUUGCAUAAAAUAGAGUGGUGUAAAAAACCUCAGAUCCAUUAUAUGCAAAAAAUUGUUAUGCCAUCUGUUAGUAAGUCGUUUUUUUUUAAGUAUGUGUGCGGCUCACGUUACUGAAAAUGAUUUUUGAGGAUGUUAUUACCACAGUCGCUGAUUCACACGUUUACAGUGUCAGUCUUUUUGUGUAGUCAUAAUGCUGAUGCAAAACGAUUUUCAUAUCAAGUAAGCAAAAACCAUGUGUUCUUUGUCACAUGCAGAGUUUGGGGGGUA